AUGGCUGGCCUUUUACCUCGUGCAUCGAAGCGAUUACGGCUCGCAUCCUCUCCUGGCUGGCAACAACAACAACCUGCAACAAGCCAGCAUGUGGGCCAAGAUGAAAACAAGACCACACACUUCGGCUUCGAGACGGUCGCUGAAAACAUCAAGGCUUCCCGCGUGGCGUCGGUGUUCUCGUCAGUCGCUUCUAAUUACGACACCAUGAACGACCUCAUGUCUCUUGGCAUUCAUCGUCUGUGGAAAGACCAUUUUGUACGCUCGCUGGAUCCCGGCAUUGCAACUUCACCAUUCGCAGACCAGGCCAAGCAAGGCCAAACAAUCCUUGACAUCGCCGGUGGAACAGGAGACAUUGCCUUCCGCAUGCUCGACUACUGCACUACCGUCAAGAAAGACACCACGACCAGUGUUAUAGUCUCGGACAUCAACCCGGAUAUGCUCGCCGAAGGCCGCAAACGCUUCUCAACCUCCCCUUACCAGUCCGCCGGCCGUGUUAGCUUCCUCGAGGCAAAUGCCGAAGACCUUUCCGCCGUGGAGAGUAGCAGCAUAGACCUCUACACAGUCGCUUUCGGCAUCCGUAACUUCACCCACAAGGAGAAGGCACUAGCUGAGGCUUUCCGUGUGCUGAAACCGGGUGGUGUAUUUGCUUGUUUGGAGUUCACGCCUCGGUUGAGGAAUCCGUUGAUGAAUGCAUUCUACAAGCGUUGGAGUUUCGGUGCGAUUCCGCUGAUUGGGCAGAUUGUGGCGGCGGACCGGGAUAGUUAUCAGUAUCUCGUUGAGAGCAUUGAGAGGUUCCCUUCCCAGGAGCAGUUCAAGACAAUGAUUCAGGAUGCGGGAUUUAUAAUCCCUGGGCAAGGAAGUGAGGGUGGUCCGAGAGGGUGGGAGGACCUGACCAUGGGUAUUGCGGCGAUACACAAGGGUGUCAAGCCGGCGUGA
Baudoinia panamericana UAMH 10762 is the source of this 936-nucleotide messenger RNA. RefSeq lists its product as uncharacterized. The coding region runs from base 1 to 936 and encodes 311 amino acids. Gene Ontology annotation, molecular function: methyltransferase activity. The record is from RefSeq and is a predicted model, not a curated record. Gene Ontology annotation, biological process: ubiquinone biosynthetic process. The transcript is spliced from 3 exons. Lineage: Eukaryota; Fungi; Ascomycota; Dothideomycetes; Mycosphaerellales; Teratosphaeriaceae.